UAACUUUCAGUCUGUAGUUCAUUUCACCUUAGUGUAAUUUGCCUCUGGGAUUUCAUCAUACAUUUCAGAAGGAGAAUGGUGUAUGGUAACAGCCACUCGCUCAUUGCUUGGCAGGGAAAGAAGAGGCCAGAGGGAAGACCAGCACAGGGUGUUUCACAACAUCUUGCCAAGAGCGCAUUUUCUCCAGCCAAAUAAAGAAUCAAGUGCUUUUUCACCCUAUGCUAAUGACUUCUGCUUGAACGGUAGAGAUGCCAAGAACAUUGCUGAGUCCCCCAGGAGCAGUCGUAAGCUGCACCCGCUGACACAGCCGGGCUUCUACAGUCCAAAAAUCCCCCGAUCAAAACACUUUGAAGCUGCACAGUCUGCAAAAAAAUCUUUGAAAGGAUCUUCUUCUACAAACAACUUGAAAGAGUUCUUUGCUCUCACGUUGCCUCUUCCGUGCUCCAGAACUGCUGUUCUAAAAACCAGCCCUUUGUGUUCCAAACCACAAAAAGUUACAACGUUUGUGGUGGAAAAGCCUCCUUUGAUGAGAGCUGUGGUUUCUCAAACUUCACCAACCUCAAGUCAACCUGACAAAGAGCACUUCAGCCAACUCCAGCCAAGAGAGGACAGUCUCAUCAAGAGCCAGGACUGCAGUUUGUUCAGUCUGCAGGAACCCAAGAGCAAACCUCCUAGAUAUGACCAACCUGUCUGGAGUCAGAGCCAGAAUUUAUCUACCAGGGAUCAUCUUUCUAUUAACACAGUACAUCUGUUCCCUGAAUGCCAUUCUAGAGCAGACCAGCCUGCAAUGCUUUGUCCAAAACUGGAAAAGGCAAAUCAUGAGAGAUUUAGCUUGAGUGUUGACGCUGACAUUAAACAAUCUCAAGAUGACCCUGACUGGUCAUGUCAACUUCAAACCAGCCCAGCUAUACCUGACUGCAACCCAAAACAAAAGAAGACAAAAUAUACACAACAUAGAGAAACCAUUGAUGUUAGAAACACAGAUCACAACCAUGUAAAUAGUCAGGUGGAUGUGAACUCAAAGAAUGUGUUUGGUGAGCCUCGGGUGAUCGCAUCACUGCGAGCCGCAUGUUCCCCGCGGCCUGUUCGUAAGAGCACAGUGGUCGAGGACUUGAAAAAACUCAUUGUGAUGGAUGACACAGAGGACAGCAAUCAGGGUGAUUCGUCACCUCAACAAAAAGAGGCAGGUCUUUGCAGCAGUUUGCGAAUGUCAGGUUCAUGUGCAAGUCCAUCAUUACUCAGUCAAAAUAACCCAGUGUCUCCCUCACUCACACCCAUCCAUCUCAACCUGCAAACAUGUCAAACAGGCAAGAGUUAUUCCUUUUAUGAAGCAUGA
Carassius gibelio (silver crucian carp) is the source of this 1336-nucleotide messenger RNA. RefSeq lists its product as uncharacterized. The record is from RefSeq and is a predicted model, not a curated record. The transcript has 5 exons. Bases 83 to 1336 code for a protein of 417 amino acids. Lineage: Eukaryota; Metazoa; Chordata; Actinopteri; Cypriniformes; Cyprinidae.